GUGCCUGGUGACAGGUUCCCGGGUUCUCCGCUCCCCUCCCUAUCAUUCCCGCUCUCACUCGGGUGAUAACUGGACCACUUAAUUGAUCUAGAGUAUAACCAGUCAGAUUAUUUUGAGACCGGGCCGUUUAUAGCCUGUGUGUGUUGGUUAGGUGACUAUAUAUAUAUAUUAGUCUUUACUAUGGCUGGAUCGUCUUUUAUUUAACCGAGUGAUAGAAUCCACUUGGAGUUAUCGAGUUAAGUUGUCUUAUGGUGUCAUACAGGGAGCUCCAGUUAUGACUGUAGUGUGUAGAACGCAGUUAUAUUAAUUUUCGCGAGUGAUUGAUAUGUACCCGUAGUUUACUGGACCAAUGUGGGUGAAACCUCGUUGAACCGACGGCCGCCAGAGUAGCGUGUUGGUGGACCGCUGGUACUGAAAUGAGGUAUUGUUAAAGUCAACCUUGACUUAUUAACACGAACAACAGUUUUAAUACAAAACAAUAGGCUGGAAUUUCAAGUGAAAUUGUGGGUAAUUAAUUGUACUCACCAAUCAGACUCACAGACAAGCAGGAAUUGUGGACUCUAAUUACUGUACCGACCCUCGUGACAAGAGGUAGACUACAUCACCACUGCCUGCAGCACCCAACACUGGCUGUCAUGUGUGGGUGCUCGUCUCGCUGAGUGGAGCCUCUUACGGCAGCACAAUAUUAUGAGAAUCACCGACGCGGAGGAUGAUUACACCGUGACAGCAGACCAACGAGCAGCACUGAUGGAGCUAGAGUCGCUCACCUGGAACUACCCCACCCCUCAGCAGGCUCGUUCCCGCACCUCCCCCUCCCUCCUCCCUCAGGCCUCUCACCACCACGACGAUGAGGACGAUGAUUCUGACGAUGAUGAUGACGAUGAUUCCUACUAUGCGGAUAUGGUGUCGUAUGAUAUGACGGAGAGGCUGAAGGAGGUGAACAGAGCGCUUAUAGAAGACCCAACUCCUGCUGAAUGUGACCGAGCCAUCACCGUCCGCUUCAGGGAGGUCAUAGCGGAUUACCAAUCACCCAGAGAUUGCUACCCUUCCGAUUCCGACGAUGGUUACGGAGACUCGUCGGACCUCCUCUACGAUGCGGAAGAAGAGGACGGCUUGACCUCCCUUACCUCCGAGGUCAAGGAGAUAUUGGGAGGUAAUGUCAACGUGGUCGACCUGAUGGCUGACUUGACCCAGGAGAAUGGCUCUUUGAAUCAUAACACUUUGAUGGAGAACCUGACUAACAUAGACCAGGAGGACACCAGUGGAGACAUCAAGAGUCUCAUUGUUACUAAUGAGUCUAAAGUCAAAUGGAACGACAACAGACAAGAGGAGAGUAAAGCUGACGUUCCCAGACUCCAACUUGGAGGCCACCUAGACGAGUCUCAGGUCAAGCCAGCGGUCAAUUAUCUCGUCGAGGAGGAUCGAACGAGGUCAUGUUCACAAGUCCCCUGUGAGAAGAGGCUGUUGAAAGUGGACGAAUCUGGUCUGGCUGAUCUAGAAACUUUUAUUAAGGAAAAUGACACUUCGGAUAUCCUGGAGCGUUUAUCCGGGGACUCACUUAACCCGCCCGAGGAGGAGGUUAAAGAAGGCACGAUGUCCCUCAUAGAAGUUAGUGAAGGAGAACAUAUAGACAAGGGCCAUAGCAGUUUAGGGGACGUAGUUAAUGAAGAGUUAAUAAUAAAUGAACGUAGCCUCGAGGCAGACACACAAACAAAUACUUUCUUCCAGAGGAGAGAAUCUAAUGACAAUUUAGAACCAACAAAUCUUCAGCUUCCAGCCAAGAGUGACGCCGACUUUGCUUCCUUCGAGUACAGCGACGACUUCGAAGACUUCCAAGACGAAUCAGAACGCCCGGAGACUGAGAGUAAGGAAGAGGAAAGUCCUGCGUCUCCUGUCGCUCCUCUUGCGUCUCCUGUUCAGUCUAAGGCAGACCCUCCGGAGCCGUCAGAGGUCAGUUGUAAAACACCUGAACGAACACACGGAAGCAAAAGCGCACACAGCUCAGAGGUUUCUGGGUCUCAGAAGCAAGGACACAGAAGUAGGAAGGAUCAGAGCCCAAGGAAGUCUACAGCGGCGUCUGUUGAGAGGAGUAAGAAGAGGACGGACAGUAAGUCCCCGCCAGACGUCUCUAAGUCCUCCGCUCUCCCCAGAACAAAAUCCAAGCACGUGGCCGCCGCCCCGCCCAUGAUCAAGCCCGCCCUCUUGUCCUCUGAUAAACUCAACAGCAUGAAGACUAGUGACUCCAGCCGCCACAGAACGAGAGCGACAACAGCGUCGAGGUCAGGCUCAAGAUCCGUCAUUUCCAACUCCUCUUCCUCUUCUUCCUCCUCUGCCUCUUCCCCGCUAUCUUCCGCGUCGUCUUCCUCAUCUUACUCUUCCUGUUUAUCAACGUAUUCUUCGACAAACAUCCGUGGGCGUAGCCGGACGCCCAUCAGCGGGCCAGUGCGUCCCACAGCCCACAGGUCGGCGGGGGGACCACACGGGGGUAGUCCCAGAGUUCCCAGCAGCAGCCCUGUGAGGCUCCCCACCACUGCUGCCCAAAACGGUCUCGCCCUCGCGCCCACCAACCCCGCUCUUGUAGGACGAGUCGGCCCUGUGGCAUCGGGCCGAGCACCACCACACGCCAAGGUCCGGAAAGCAGCCAGUGCCUCCGACCUUCAUAAAGUGACGGAGGACUCAGAGGACAGGAAGAAACAGAAUGAUGAGGUGUUCAAGGCGUGGCUGAGACAGAAGAACAGACAGGCAACCGUCACCAAGAAACACCAUCACGCCCCAGUAGGAGGGAAGAACUCUCCCGAGGUGACCGAGAGGAGGAAGCGGGCCGAGGAUGCGUUCCAGGCGUGGCUGUCCAGGAAGAGGGAACAACUAAGGCUGGAGAAGAAGCUGAGGGGAGAGAGACGGCGGCUGGAAGAUCAAAGUCGCUAUGCCAGGUCCAAGACGGAGUGUGAACUGGCGUAUAAGGAGUGGUGUCGUCGUAAGAGAGAGGAGGUGAGGACUACGACUCGCUCGGGUGCUGGUGUGCCUCGCUCUCAAUCCCUGGAGAGACCUUGGGCCCAGGAGAAGACCCGCAAGCUCUACUCCGCCUACCUCAAUGGCCACUAACCCCGCCCCCUCCUCCUAUCCUUCUUCACCCAAGACACUUCUAGUCAACAGGAUGUCAUACCUGAACUUCACAACGGACUCACUUCAUCAGCGAAAAACAUCUGUACAUAGUUAAGGAUGCAUCUGUCUCCUCAAUAACAGAUGCAUUUUGUGGGCUACAGCUCAGUUGGCUCGCCACAGUGACAAUUUUGUGGGUUACAGCUGUAUAUUAGUCCACUCGAGUAAGUCAAACGGCCACAAGAGGUCCUGAGAACAAACACCUUCCAGCUCGUUGUUGUGGCGUGUGGACCUCGUGGCCUCGAUGACACAGGAACUAAUGCACUAAGUGUCUUACUGUAAAGUUAUCCUACUCAACAACCCCCCACAGGCUUAGGUCAGCCUCCAUAGAUUACCAAUGUGUACAUUCUCUAGUCAGUGUACAGGUGGUGUGUAUAAACGAACGAAAGACUAGGACACCCAGGAACUAGUGCACCUGUACAUUAUUUUAUUUAUUUCUUAGAAUUACCUGAAGAAUACCCCAACCACAGCUUUUUUCACCUGAAGAUUAAUCCCCCUAACGGUAACUUAACGUAACGUAACCUAACAUAACAAUAAACUAACUAACCUGACUCCCUGAUAGCGUUAGGUUGGUUAAUCUUCAGAUGAAAAAUACUGUGGUGGGGCAAAUCUUCAGGUGAUGAAUUUCUUAAAGUAAUUUGGGUAAACUUAUGUCUGCCACAGAAGGUUAAAGGUAAAGCUUGUUGUCUUUUUUUUUUUAGCACAAUACCUCCUCUUUUACAGUAUAUACACACAAGCUACAGACGUUAUUUACAUUGAUUUAUACUCAACAUCCCUGGUGGAUAUGUGUAUGUGAGGAAAACAAACACACGACUCACACUAUUCAGCCUGUGCCAAUCCCUCUCUUCUGGUUAAGAGAUCCGGUAGAAUGGUGUAAACAGAUGUGCGUGUGUCGCGUGGCUUAUAGAGAAUUUGUUACAUCUGAUCAGUUCUCAUUAUCGCUGCUUUACCUCGGGGAUAAGAGAUCAAGGAAGCUAAGGUACCAACAGGAAGGUAUUGUAAGCCAUUGAAAAAAGAAAAUGAAAACACCCGAGAAAUUAUAGAAAAUGAAUGUUGAAGGAGAAACUAUUAUAAAAUGAAAUGAAUCGUAGAGUUUUAGGAGUAUAAUAAUAUAAAAUAAGUUUAAACAAAAUAGAUACCCAGAACCCCUAAUCCCUAAAAAAAAAAAACAAGUGAUAGAUAUAUAAUCAAAUUUAUAAAUGUGUGUGUGUUUUAAUCCCUUAUGGAAGACGUCGGUAAUUCAAAAAUUGUAUUGCAUCAUUCCCUUUCCUUCUGGACGACGAGAAUCAACAGCACAAAAAAAUUGGUACUUAGAUAUUUAAAGUGUUCAUUAUUCAUAUGACCCAAGAAUAUGCCAAUCAAAACAGUUUACAGUCGAUGUUUGCUUCUGUCAACCAUUGUAAACAGCUGACGUAUAGCUUAUCCCUUCGCGUUCGAGUAUACAGUAAAUUUUCAGACCCUACAGUAUAAACGUAAUAAUAUUUCUUAAUAUACAUUUAGAUUAUAUAUUCCAAUCCCUUUAUUACCAUCGUUAGACUUGGAUAAUGUGAGAAAUUAUAAUAUUAAGAUAGAAUAGGUUGAGGGCGUAGCAAAACAUUAGAAAAUUACGUGAAGUGAAUGAUCCAGUUUAGAGGUUUAUUGCUGGCAGGAGAUGUCUCUGGGGCCAGUGUGUGGGUGUACAGGAGAGCAUCGUAGUUUAUUUGUUGAUCUGAAAAGAGUCAUACCAAUUUUUAACUUAAGUGAACUAUCAUUUUAUAAGUUCACAGAUGAAAAUACAUAGGGUUUUUUUUUUAGACCAGUUAAUAAACUAUAAAUGUCUCUUUUUAAAGCACACCCACACACAACUCCUUAAAAAUAUCAUCGUGGAAGAUCGCGUACCGUAAGCAGUGCAAUGGAAGAACGAGAGAUAGCAUACUGAGGUAGAUUCCGCAUACAACUGUGUUCAUUUAUAGCUAAUUAUAUAAUACUAAAAUAGAUAUAUUUAUUACAUUUAUAAAUAUUUCUUCUUCUUUUUUGUGGUGAAACUUCCAUAUUGGUGAGGGUAGAUUUUUAGUUAGUGCGAAAAGUCUGUGUUUUCAAUAAAUCUAGUCGAGUAAACACUGAAUUAAGACCCCCAAGUAACAUGAGUCACUUUAAAAUUACCACAGAUGACUAAGCUAUAUUCGCAUCAUUCACAAUUCAUCACAAACUUGAUAAUGAACCAAACAAACUUACUCUAACCGAUCAAAGGCAAAGCAGCCAUACCUCUCGAUCAUAAUCUCUACAACAUAACGUAAUAUAACCCCUGUACUCGUUAUAUAUUGUCUCUGCUAUAUCUGCAUUCUCAUACUAUAUUAUUAUAGUAUUGAUGAAUGCAAGACGGGAACCAAGGCAAGACGCACUAUGUAUAUAAUAUAUAUAUGAAUGUUUAUGUAUUAAUAUAGGAUGUUUAUCAUUGUACAGGACGUAAUGGUCAUCGUUUAAAACCAAGAUAUACUGUACAAUGAUUACAUUACAUUGAACUGUAACAUGACAGGAACAAGCGUGUACAUGACAUUUAGUAAUUACUGUAAUAACAAAA
Molecule: messenger RNA, 5719 nt
Organism: Homarus americanus (American lobster)
Lineage: Eukaryota; Metazoa; Arthropoda; Malacostraca; Decapoda; Nephropidae
Product: coiled-coil domain-containing protein 181-like
Exons: 8
Coding region: 688-3102 (804 amino acids)
Molecular function (GO): microtubule binding
Source: RefSeq, a predicted model, not a curated record